Molecule: messenger RNA, 2475 nt
Organism: Arthroderma uncinatum
Lineage: Eukaryota; Fungi; Ascomycota; Eurotiomycetes; Onygenales; Arthrodermataceae
Exons: 1
Coding region: 1-2475 (824 amino acids)
Source: RefSeq, a predicted model, not a curated record
AUGGCUCUCUGGCCCUUUGGCCGCCAUAAGAAACGAGCUCGCAAGGGAGACGAUGAGACAUACGCUACGCCAGUCGAUCAGCCGCAGCAGCUAGCACCAACGGCCGCCAGACCGCACACUCCGCCAUCCCAGACAACGAACGCUGCUGCUGCAGGCCCAAACGGCGGUCAUGCGUUCUCCGCUGGCAAACUCGUCCGGAGAGACAGCAAGCGCCAGAAAUAUAACCAGCAGCAGACACAGGGUCGCAAUGCAUCCUCCAUCUUCCACCGCUCUUCCCCAGCCGCUGCCACCACUUCCACGGCCGCCGGCCCGCCGUCCUCUGCCUUCUCGUCACCGCAAGUCGACUCGCCCAUGACGCUGCCAGACGGCCGUACCCUUCGGCAGCCCGCUUCAGUCGACACUUUUGCCUCCGUCAAUGCGCUUUCUCCAUCCAAACUCCGAUCGGCGCCAAAGAUGAUGUUGUCUCAGCCGGGCGAUAACGAAGCUUAUCUCGUGCCGACGUUGCACGGUAAACGCAAUUCCACCGAGCCCAGUAUCCUACGGCGUAGGUCCGACCGGCGUAGGCGGAACGAUCAUGAGCGCGAGCAGGAGAUCAGGCGUAUGACCAGCCAGGUGUGGGAACCCAAGCGGAACCAGAAAGACGCAGGCAAGGCAUCGGACAGACACCUCUCUGAUCCCUUCACCUCCUACUCCAGCCCACUGGUUCCCGAACCAGCCGAAUCUUAUACCUUCAAGCUCGGUGCUCUCAACGCCUUGUCUCCACGGCCGUUUCUCAGGUAUGGAGACGGGAAUCGCGGUUCACUGCCUGCAACGGCGGAAAUAUCGAGGUCGUCAACCACAAAGGACAAAGGCAAAUCAAGAUGGUUCUCUGCAGACCACUCCGCUACCACCAACAAUAGCAACAAGAGGAUCGAAGACCUUGCCGACUCCAUGGACGCCGGUGCGUUGAGGCAGCUCAUGGACCGUGAUCGACGACGGAGGCUCGUCAAGCGCCAGAUUAUCAGGGAACAACAGCAGGCUGCUGUCGCUCGCCAGCGACCAGCCAGUAUAGAAGUAAAGGCGCCAGUCGAGAAGGAACAACAAUCCAUGGGUAGUCCAGUGAGACUGCCUUCUCCUUUUUCUUCGUCUCCUCCUCCUCCUGAACAUAUGGAGAUCUCCAAAAGUCCAGAACCGUCCGGAUCAUGGUUACGUGAUGCAUCAAAGGAGAGCCUGGUCAGGGACCACAUCGAACCCAUCACUGAAAUAAAAGAAAACCUCCCACCGGCUGCCACUUCCCCUGUCGUUGUCUCGCGGAACGGCCAGACGCUUGAACUCGCUCUUGCCCCCGGUGAAGAAAGGGACGAGAUCCCAGACAUCCGUCAACAUCCUGCAUUUCGCCAACCUUCCAUCUCUGAAGCAUCGACCAAACCUAGCACACAGAACGAAACCAAGCUCGGCCGCACCUGGACUCAAAUCUUCCGACGACGAGGCACCCUUCGCCACAAACCAAGCGUAUCACCAAAGAACAACUCGUCUGAAUUCUCAGUCACAUCUCGCGAUUCGAGAUCGCGAAUCAAUCAACAAUAUCACCCCGCUCCGGUAGCUACCUCUAUCCAGCGUGCUGGAACAGAUACCCAGUCCAUCCAGUCCAAGUUCACAGAACAUCUCGAUGAUGGCUCAAACAUUCCCCAAGGAACGCGCAUGUACCCUGCCGAAUCAUCGUCCAACAUCAACAGGGACGAUGCAUACUCCGUCUCUCACCGGAUGAGCGGCAUAUCGACAGGAGCAUACGUUCCUGGACCCGAUACUAGGCCCAACAGUACCUUUUUAGCCCAGUCGCUAGCCUCGAUAGAUUCGGAGGGAAGCUGGCUAUCUGGCCGACCAUCUCGACGCCUCUCACAGGCUCCGCUGAAGAGUCCCGGCUCGACUCGCGAACGACUGGAUGAUAUGAAUGAACCCGAUGGCGAGGAUGACUAUAACGCAGUCAGCAGUGAUGAAUACUUCGGUACUCUCCCCGCUCCCAAAGAAGAGGAAGAAGACGCCGGAGAAUUCAACCUUGUGGGCAACAAGGAUGCUAAAUCCAACGCCGUCAUCACCGCCAACGGUCAUCGUGAGCCCAUCGCAGCUGCCGCCGAUGACACCACCCCCUUAGUCGAAGAUGGCAUGGAACUCGCCAACGCCGACGGUGAUCCACCAACAUGGCACUCCAGUGUCGGCAAACGAGCCCGUCUGAUCAGCCCCGAAACCCGCGCAAAGUCUCGCGAGGGCCUAUUCACCGAAUUCAUCGACAGUGAGAACGAAGUCAGCCCCAUCGACGAAACAGAGCCAGAGAUCCGUCGAGCUCAGAGCAUCGAUAUGGGACGCCAUAUUCGCCAUAUCAGUGCCGGAAGUGCCAAGAUCGUUACCUUGUGCCGUGCAGAGUCUAAGCGAUACAGCACUGCAUCUAUCAGUAGCUCCGGUGUUCUGCCUUCUAGAACCGAAGAAGAGGAGGUGUAG